Oncorhynchus kisutch (coho salmon) is the source of this 3497-nucleotide messenger RNA. RefSeq lists its product as uncharacterized. The record is from RefSeq and is a predicted model, not a curated record. Bases 1211 to 3391 code for a protein of 726 amino acids. NCBI's taxonomy places the organism in Eukaryota, Metazoa, Chordata, Actinopteri, Salmoniformes, Salmonidae. The transcript is spliced from 21 exons.
AGGAGUAGCCUAUUCCAGAAUUUGGUUUCGAGAUGCUGUUGGAUUGUCAAGGCUUUCUAUACAUGCUCUUGUUAUUCUUAUGUAUCUAUGUCAAGUAGACCGUCCCAUUUACUAUUGUCGAUUGAAGAAACCGCAGCUUUCUGUGCGCAUAAAGUUGCCUCCACCCUUGUAUGAUAAUGUCAUAUCACUGAGUCUACCUUUAACAGAAUAAUGCUCUGAUCUCUCACCCUUCAGACGUAAUAAUGUAUGAUAAUGUCAUAUCACUGAGUCUACCUUUAACAGAAUAAUGCUCUGAUCUCUCACCCUUCAGACGUAAUAAUGUAUGAUGGUGUCAUAUCACUGAGUCUACCUUUAACAUAAUAAUGCUCUGAUCUCUCACCCUUCAGACGUAAUAAUGUGUGAUAAUGUCAUAUCACUGAGUCUACCUUUAACAGAAUAAUGCUCUGAUCUCUCACCCUUCAGACGUAAUAAUGUAUGAUAAUGUCAUAUCACUGAGUCUACCUUUAACAGAAUAAUGCUCUGAUCUCUCACCCUUCAGACGUAAUAAUGUAUGAUGGUGUCAUAUCACUGAGUCUACCUUUAACAGAAUAAUGCUCUGAUCUCUCACCCUUCAGACGUAAUAAUGUGUGAUGGUGUCAUAUCACUGAGUCUACCUUUAACAGAAUAAUGCUCUGAUCUCUCUCUCACCCUUCAGACGUAAUAAUGUGUGAUAAUGUCAUAUCACUGAGUCUACCUUUAACAGAAUAAUGCUCUGACCUCUCUCUCACCCUCCAGACGUAAUAAUGUGUGAUAAUGUCAUAUCACUGAGUCUACCUUUAACAGAAUAAUGCUCUGAUCUCUCACCCUUCAGACGUAAUAAUGUAUGAUGGUGUCAUAUCACUGAGUCUACCUUUAACAGAAUAAUGCUCUGAUCUCUCACCCUUCAGACGUAAUAAUGUAUGAUAAUGUCAUAUCGCUGAGUCUACCUUUAACAGAAUAAUGCUCUGAUCUCUCUCUCACCCUUCAGAUGUAAUAAUGUAUGAUGGUGUCAUAUCACUGAGUCUACCUUUAACAGAAUAAUGCUCUGAUCUCUCACCCUUCAGACGUAAUAAUGUAUGAUGGUGUCAUAUCACUGAGUCUACCUUUAACAGAAUAAUGCUCUGAUCUCUCACCCUUCAGACGUAAUAAUGUAUGAUGGUGUCAUAUCACUGAGUCUACCUUUAACAGAAUAAUGCUAGACAUGAGUCGUUACUGCACCCUGAACAACAACUUUCCCAAUGACAACAACCUCCUGGCCCUGGACAUGGUGCUGAGCUCUCUCUGGAGCAUUCCACAGCCCAUCAACUGGGACAACGUGGCCAUGCUGGUCCCUGGCUUCACACCCAAGGAGUGUGCGCAGAGGUUCGAGGAGCUGAAGAGCACCGGAGGGUUCCAUCACGUGGACGACCAAUGCAACGCGCUGACGGCAGGAGGCUCCUCCCCUGUGGACUACAUCAAAUCCACACUAUUGGACACCACGGGAGACGUGGGGGAGACGCGGACCAAUCAGAGCUCCAUCUCAGUGACGGGCCUGGCGGUGAACCCUUCAAGAGGUGGCUCGGUAGAGAAGGAGAGCAGGGAGUCUGCAGAGGAGGGCGAGAAGCCCCAGGAGGGGAAAGGGCCCAAUAUGGUGAUCCACGUGUGUGACGAGGCUAAGAACCUGAAGCAGGACUUCAUGUGUCCCCGUGACCUUCUGAUCAACGAGAUGCGUUACUUUGCUGAGUACCUCUCUGUUGACACCCAGCGCUGGGAGGAGGUGGACAUCUCUGUGCACUGUGACGUGCAGAUCUUCGACUGGCUCAUGAACUACGUCAAGAGGCACAAAAUGGCCGUCGAUGGCAACCAUGACAAACCCAAGCUCGAGCCCAGCAAUGUGAUCUCAAUCCUCAUCUCCUCCGAGUUCUUGAAGAUGGACACGUUAGUGGAGGAGUGCAUCCAGUACUGUCACAAGCACAUGAGUGCCAUCGUGGCCACACCCUGCAACAUGAAUUGCAUCAACAGUAACCUGGCAGCGGACAUGUCUGACCUGUUCAGCCACAACGAGGCAGACGACAUCACGGACAGAAAAGACAAGUUCAAAAGUAAGUUAUUCCAGAAGAAAAUUGAGUGUCUCUUCGAUCCUGACUAUAAGAACCGGGACUCCCCAGGCAACGCAUCAACUCUGUACAGGUGUGCUCUGUGCCUGAAACUGCUGACCAAGGACACAGAGCGGAAGAUCUCCUGCAUCCCAGGGAAGAUCAACAUCAACCCUCGAGGAGACAUCACCUACACUCACAGCAGGCAGAAGAGAUGGGAGGUCCAUGAUUACAUGACAGGACUGUAUGAGGAGCUGAAGUCCUGGGUGCUGGUCUACUGGAGGAUCUGGGGAACCAUCAACCACCUCACCUGCUCCCACUGCCAACAGGUGUUUGUGUGUGCAGAGCUGUCCCACUGUCGGUAUCACCCAGAGGUUGUGUUGUACCCAGGCAUGGGGGCAGAGCAGGGCUGGCACGGGACGGGCAUCUACCCCUGCUGCAACCAGAGGACGCUACGCUUUGACCCCACCGGCAUGCCCAAGGGCUGUAAGAUGCGGGACCACAUAGUGAAUGUGUCAGACAGUGGAGACUGUACUGGGGACCACCAGGUAAACUCAGCCCAGACCAGACUGCUCAACGACCUGCUACUACACAGAGAGACAGUGUGUGUACCCAACACACCCCUACCAGAGACAGGGCCUGUAGACUCCCCCUCCAGUGGUUCAGAGAGGGGGGAGAGAGGGGAGCGGGUACUGGACUGUGACAUCCUGGUAGAGCCGGGGCUUCUGGGACUUCAGAGAGUAGAGGGUACCACCUUUUCCCUGUUGAAAAACUGGAGCCGGCAACUGAGGCAGCAGACGCUGCUGUCUGAGGAUGAGGAGUAUACCACGGGGUCAGAGGUCACUGAGGAUGAGGUGGGGGAUGAAGAGGAGGCCAGCAAGAAACAAGCUGCUAAGAAGGCCAAGAAGUUGAGCAAACCUUUGAAGAGGCAGAUGUCCUCACCCAAUUUCCAUCGCAAAGAGAAAGCAGUGGAGAAAACCCCUUCAAGGGACAACACUCCAUUCAGAGUGAGUGCCCAGAAGAGUAAGUGGGACAGCUCUCGCUCCAUUCGCUACAACCAAGACGCCCAACGAGAGGAAGACCAGCGGCGUAUGGUGGAGAUCAUUGGUCAUCUGACUAAGAUUAGGUUCGGAGAUCAGGAACAGAGGAAGUCCAAGGACACUAAAGACCGUGCAGCAGGGAUCUACUCCAGGCUAGAGGCCCAGUUCAAGUCCUCCUCCCAGGCCAGGGGACGACAGAGUGGCCCUGAGAAAACCCUCAGAGUGAAACCACGCGUCAGUCAAGCUCGAACCACAUAGAUAUUGGAAAGAGGAGGAGGGAAGGAGGAAGACAAGAGGAGGAAGAGGAGGAGGGAAGGAGGAAGACAAGAGGGAGGAGGGAAGGAGGAAGACACGAGGAGGAAGA